AUGAAGGGCGUUCCGUUCGAUUAUGCAAAAUAUGCAGCGUGCAUGUUUCUUGUUUACGUUUCAACGCUGCUUGUCUACCGCUACUUUAUUCAUACUUUAUCUCACAUACCUGGCCCUUUCCUCGCAAAAUUCACAUAUCUGUAUGAGUGGUAUUUUGAUCUGUAUCUUGAUGGUCAAUUUACAUUCCAGCUGGAAGAGCUCCAUCGCAAAUUCGGCCCCGUUGUCCGGAUCAACCCUGACGAAGCUCACAUCUAUGAUCCGGACUUACUUGAGUCUGUUUUCAAUCAAACCAACGGCCGAGUCGACAAGCCGCCUCAAGUAGCCGGGGCCUUUGGACCAUACCCUGCGACCAUUGGAACUGCGUCUCAUGAGCUUCAUCGCCUACGCCGGAGCGCCUUAAGCCCAUUCUUUUCGAAAAAGUCCAUCAAUGAUCUCGCUCCGGUGAUGUGGAAGCCCAUCCACAUUCUAUGUGAGCGACUCAGCCUGGCAUGCAAGGAAAACCAGCCUGUGAAUAUGAAAUACAUUUUUGCCGCGGUUACUCUCGACAUAAUAAACGCCUAUUGCUUUGGCCACGAGCCUGUCAAUGUCUGCAAAUUAGACUUUGCUCGAAAGGAUUUUGACGACGUUGAUUCGUUCUUGAAAGUCAGCUUAAUAAAUAUCCAUAUCCCAUGGGCAAUGCGUUUUACUUAUUCUCUGCCGGACGGAUUGAACAGUAUUCUCGCGCCUGCCAUGACAAACAUUCUGGAGUUUAGACGUGGGCUGUCGCGCCAGGUAGAGGAAAUUCGGAAUAGGAAAGAAAUGAUCCAGAAAGUUGAGACUAAACGGACUAUAUUCCACGAAUUGUUGGGCAGCAAGCUUCCAGUGGCGGAGCUCACACCUGAUCGUCUCCGUGAUGAAGCAUUCAGUCUAGUGACAGCCGGUUCAGGGACUACGGCAUACGUUCUACGUGGUACUGCUUACCAUGUCUGUGCGAAUCCAGAAAUACGCAAAAGACUGUAUGAGGAGUUGAAAGUCGCCAUGCCAGAAGUAAUCUCAGAAACGAUUCCGUCGCUCUCAAAGUUGGAGCAACUUCCUUAUCUAGCUGCUAUAGUCCAGGAGGGACUUUGUCUUUGCUAUGUGAUCCCUGCGGGAUCGACGGUCAGCCUGACGGCUACGCUAACGCAUCAGAACGAAGACAUCUUCCCUGAGCCCUAUACUUUUCGCCCCGAGCGCUGGCUGGAGAGGAAUCAACGAUUGGAUCGGUAUCUUGUGCCAUUCAAUAGAGGCACACGAUCCUGCCUGGGUACCAAUCUGGCACGAGCAGAGAUGUUCCUGAUCUUGGCUGCGGUGUUCCGUCGAUUUGAUUUCGAUGUGUCGCAAGUUUCCCGUGAGCGUGAUAUCGAUGUCAGACACGACUAUAUACUUGGAGCACAGGCAAGAGACUCUCCUGGAUUGAUUGUCUUGCCGCGAAAUAUGGAGACAUGA
Penicillium daleae is the source of this 1464-nucleotide messenger RNA. Its product is annotated as cytochrome P450. Gene Ontology annotation, molecular function: oxidoreductase activity, acting on paired donors, with incorporation or reduction of molecular oxygen; heme binding; monooxygenase activity. NCBI's taxonomy places the organism in Eukaryota, Fungi, Ascomycota, Eurotiomycetes, Eurotiales, Aspergillaceae. The record is from RefSeq and is a predicted model, not a curated record. The coding region runs from base 1 to 1464 and encodes 487 amino acids. The transcript has 7 exons.